UAGAACAUUCUUUUGACCGCAAAGAACGAAGGCCACACUUGAGAAGUGUGACAGUCUACCUAUUAUCUUUUCAUUCAGCUCGAUGACAUGCACAUUUCUAGAUGGCUGAGAUUUUAUUCUUGGGAACGUCUUGAAUGCUGAUUAAGAUUUUGGUACCGGAUCAGGGAAUCAGCACUCAUUGUUUGUAAAGGAUGAUGAAUCGCUAUUGGGUGGUGUGGACGGGAGUGCUGGUGCUUAUAACUGUGGAUUUCUGGGUCUCUUCGGAUGAUUCGGGGUCUCCACACAAGCCCUGGUGGGAUAAUAAUGGACAAGUAAAGAACAAUGCUGAAGAAGCAAGGCAUCACCUUUUUAAAAAGUACUGCGAAUCUAUGCACAAUAAGGACUGUGACCGUGGUCACUAUAGAGAAUGGAGAGGAGCGCAUAAGGGACUGUGUGUGCCGUGCAACUGCAACGGUCUGUCUGGUGAAUGUGACCCGCAUACAGGAAAGUGUCUGAACUGCCAGUUCAAUACAGCAGGUGACCACUGUGGAUGCUGUAUGGAAGGUUACUAUGGCAACGCUGCUUUGAGAACCUGUAGUAUGUGUCCGUGCCCCUUCACAGAGCCAUCUAACAGUUUUGCUAUCGGAUGUCUGAGGGCUGGAGAUGAGUUUGAAUGUCUGUGUAAACCUGGUUACUCUGGGACUCGAUGUGAAAGGUGUGCGGUCGGAUACUAUGGCAACCCUUUAGCAGAGAGAGGAAGCUGUCAACCAUGUAACUGUGACCAUGCUCACGUAUGUGACCCGCUAACAGGUGAUUGUUAUGAAGCUGAUGACCCAGACACUGACAUAUGCUUAGAGUGUGAUGACUGUGUUGUUAAAUUAAUGGAUGAUUUGGAGGCAAUGGACACUGAGUUUCUCUCAUUGAAGAAUCAACUGGAGCCGGUUCGUCUGAAUGCGGCUUUAAUCGCCGCACUGCAAAAACUUGAAGAUGCCACUUCUGGGACAACGGUUUUGGUGGGUAAAUAUACAGAAUCUGUCUACACGUUGAAACUGAAGAUGGAAGAAUUUGAAACUGAUGUCGAAAAUGUCAAAGAUGAUCUUAACGCUCUCGAUGACAAGGCGAUUCAGGCUUCAUGUUCUGCAGUUCAACUGCUGAAGACUCUUGACAAAACCUAUCAACAGGGUAACAACCUGCGUUCUGACAGUGUGAACCUCUUACGAAAAAUCCUAGAAUUUUUGGAAGAGCAGAAGCACUCAAACCAAACAGGUGGCAACACAGAGGAGGCUAGGAGGAUGUUAAAAGAAGCCAGACGGAUGCUGGAGGAGAUGAGAAGACAGAACUGCAAGGUUCAAAGGGAGCUGGCUAAGGAAGAACUCGAAAAAGCAAAAUCACUCGUUGACUUCAUCAUGAAGAACUUUAUGGUUCCUCUAAAUGGCUCCUUGAUCUCGGCUGACCGUAUUGGACAGAAUCUAAUGGAUCUGGCCACUGGUAUUAGAGACUUACAAGAGGCUCUCAUAGAUGCAGAUCUUGAUGUGAUGAAGGCUAAUGAUGUGAACAAAGACAACGAGGCUCAACUCGAAAAUAUUUUGAAACAUUUAAAUGUACUGGAGAAAGAGCGAAAAAACGUCAUUGCUAACGUGAACAUGACCAGAAGGACACUGAACGAUAUCUCGGAUCUUCAAAACAUGAUGGAGGACUUAACAACGGAAAUGUCACAACUUGCAGCUCAGGUCGACGGCGCAAAAGAACAUCUGAACAGAAAACUUGACCUACUCUCUCAAGCCACAUCCAAGGCGGCGAUCGUCAGACGGGCCGAGGAGCACGCUGAAGAUCUCAUGAAUCUGGCUAUGGACUUCCACAUGGCCAUACUGAACGUCACCAACUCAUCCGCUGUUCAGAAUGCAAUCGAAGCCAUCAAUGUAUUUACUGAUGUCAUUGAUGCCAUAAGGGUGGCGGAGGCUGCAGCCAAUCGGGCUAAAGAGUCAGCAGACAAGGCGCUCAAGGAGGUACAAGGACAAGAUCUACAAAAGAAAGCCGGUGAAUUAAAGGAUCUUGCAAACUCUCUGCUAGACGAUGCCAAAGAUGCACAGAUACAGCUACAAGGUGUGGCUCAGAAAUGUGAAGCUCAUAAAGACUUGAUCCAACAGGCUGAAGAUAAACAGAACCUGCUGCGGCAAGCCAUGCGAGAUGAGCUGCAGAAGCUGAGCAACAUCAAACGGGAUGAUAUUGGUGCCCUUAUCAGCGAAGCCAAAGAAGCGGCUUCUGAUGUCAACGGCACAGUCAGCGACGCAUUAGCCCGAAUACACAACAUUAGCGAAGAACUCAACAAAACCAGAAUUUCCACCCAAGACUCGAACCUAAACAACAUCCUUAGUGAUGUCAACAAAACACUGACAGAACUGGAUCAGUCUUUCCCUUCACUCAUUGAUAAACUCCAAGAAGUGGAGAAUCAAAGCGAACAUGUGUCGAUUCCAGCCAACAUGUCCAGCAACCUCCAAAGAAUCAAAGAUCUGAUCGAGAAGACCCGAGACAUGGCCAACAGAGUCAGAGGACCAAUCUUUUUCUCUGGGAAAUCUUACAUUGAACUUCGACCUCCUGAAGACAUCGAAGACCUGCGAGCCUUCACGGCUCUCAAUCUUACGCUGCACCGGCCGGUACCUCGGGGUGACGGAAAACGAAGGCGCAGACAGACGGACGAAGGCGACAACUUCUUCGUUCUUUACCUUGGAAAUAAGCACACAUUUGAGGAUUACAUUGGCCUUGUUGUGAGGGACGGUGUGCUGUUUUGUGUCUAUAAACUGGGUGGGAUCGUGCAUGAGAUCAAGACCAGUGAAAUCACACAGUCAAGCAACGAAAAAGCCUUCAUGGAUAGGGUGGAUUUUCGCAGAGUUUAUCAAGAUGCACAGGUUAUAUUCACAAAGACCUUCACUUCAUCUGAACCUUUACAACUACCUCCCAUGACAAAUCAGGCUAAAACCACUGUUGGAUUACUUACUCUUGAUCCCGGUGAUGUCGUUUUAUACGUGGGUGGAUACCCGGGUAAUUUUACGCCGCCAGAAGAACUCCGGUACCCCGGAUACAAGGGCUGUAUCGAGUUUUCAACAUUAAAUGAUCGCAUCCUGGGUUUAUACAACUUUCAACAUGCUGUCAAUAUCACAAACAAUGACAAAUGUCUACGGGGAAAUGUUCAGGAACUGGGGUAUUAUUUUGACGGUACCGGUUAUGGAAAAGUUAACGUAUAUAGCAGAAACACAGUCAUAAAUUUCGUUGUUCUGAGUCAUCAGAUGGAUGCCAUACUUUUUUACAUGGAAAACAAGAACGCUUCCUACAUUGUGGCAGUGGAAGGAGGCUAUGUUGUUUUGAAGGGUGGAGGCAAUGACAAAAUCAUUUAUGAAAAGACCCAAGUUAAAGUAUUUCCCCGAACCAACCUGAUCAGGAUGAUUCUGAAUGUGCAAAACACAUCAAUACAGAUCACAGAUUCCAUGAUUGUCAUUUAUCUCGGAAAUGUCAAGGGUCUCUUCAGCGAGGCCUACAUCGGGGGGGUGCCGACUGCAGUCCGACAAAAAUAUAAUAUUGUUCUUCCGUCAUUAAAAGGAUGUGUCAAUAAUGUCCAGGUAGAUAUCAGCACUAGUUUUACAGAGGAAGUCGGAAUUGUCCCAGGUUGUUCAGAUCCUUUACUGGGUAUCAGAGAAGCCACUUUUAAUUUAGGAGGUAAUCUGACUGCUCCACAUACUGUUAAAGACAAAGACUCGGAAACAAUGAUUUCAUUUGGAUUUAAGACAUUGAAGGAGUUCGGUCAGUUGAUAUACAAUGGUAGAAUGAACAAUCAAUUUAUCCUCUCUUUAGCCAAUGGAUUUGUCGAAAUGACUCACAGUAACAACAUCUUAAGAUCCAAAAACAAAUAUGAAAUUGGAAAAUGGCACUAUGUGACAGCCUACAAAAACAGCUCAGGGAUGCAGUUUCAUGUUGAUAACACAAACAUGGGAGAUACACUGAGACCCUUUGCACCAAUUUUAUUCGACAAAGACGAUGUUAUUUUGGGCUCCUUGGAUGGUUGUUUGAGGAACUUUUACAUACGGAGUCGACAGAGCGACUACAUUCCAGCGGACUUCAGCGCUUUCGUUCAGGAAGGAAACGUAUCUGUAGGGUCCUGUAAAACCGAGGGACCCCUAAUGAACUUCACUAAGAAGAGCGCAAGACAUGCCCAAAUUACAUCGGGCAUAAACCGGGAAUUUAAUAAUAAUAAUGGAUUAUCUAAACAAAGCUGCAGGAACCCAAGAUCUAUAAAACACGCCUACCACAUUGGUUACAACAGCCAGCUGCAGUUUAAAAUAGAUUUAGAGAAACUCAAUGACAGGCCCCAGUUCUCUCUGGAUGUCCGCACCAAAUCAUCUGAUGGACUUUUAUUCCAUAUCACGGGGAAACAGGGUGUACCAGUUGUCAUCUUGUAUCUGACCGAUGGAAAAGUCAAACUUUCUGUUGGGGGAGACAAAAUAAUCUCCUCACACAAGAUCCAUAAUGGCGAUUGGCACAAUAUCAAGUUUGGUUUGAAACGAAAAAGCUUUUAUCUAGCCGUGGAUGGCAUCCCAACACCUGAUGGGCGGCUCUUAAAAGGGUCCAUCCAUGAUCUUCAGUCUCCUGUCUAUGUGGGACAAGGAAAAAUUAAGACCCUCCACAAAACACACGGAAAAGCUCAUCCUCAGAAGAGCGUGAUCGGAUGUAUUCGUGACUUCAGGUUUUCGAAAGUUCUCCUUUCUGAACCAACUGUCAAUCAUGGUGCCGCACCCUGUGUUAAAGGGGUGACAGCUAAGGGGGCAUUUUUUGCUGGAGACGGUGCACAUGUGGUCUUAGAAAAGUAUCUUUUCUCUGGUUCCACCUUCAACCUUGCCUUUGAGUUUUGGCCCAGAAACCAGACUGGCCUUCUCUUCCACAAGAGAGAUCAACAUGGACGCACCCUUACUCUGUUUCUCAAGAGAGGAAAAGUGAUGGUGAAAGUGAAUGAUGGAAGGCGUAACUAUGGGACUACAGUUACUCCAGCUCGACUCUGUGCUGGAUUUCAUUAUGUCACAGUGUCCGUACGACAUAAAACUAUCAAGCUGAGAGUGGGUGAGGUGAACUCACGAGUCAAAGGGCCGACUGUACCCUGGCCUUCAACCAGAGAAACGAUCUACAUCGGUGGAAUUUCUGAGAACAGCCGCAAAGGAGUGGAGGAGCAGAUGUCUUACGUGGGAUGCCUACGAAAUGUACGGCUCAACCAUGUUCCUGUGUCAUUUGAAGAGGUGACGAGUGUAUUCGGCCCCAUAAACACCAACGAAUGUCCGGCAGAAUAGUGGCAGGAUAAAUCAAAUAUCAAUAACUGCUUGUGUGAACGUUGUCUCUUCAAAACAUUAUGAUUAAAUUUAUCAAAUGUUCAUGAAACAGAAAUCAGAGAUUUUAAGCUUAAAACAGUUGGAAUGGUUUGAACAUGCUUACAGAAAAUGUAUGGAUACCGUAUAUAUGAAUAAAAGAGAAUAUGUCUUUUUAAUUUAAAAACACAGUUUUUUUGUCCAAUGCCUUGCUAUGAAAAUUCUUAAUCGAUUGUUAAAAUAUGUAUGAAAAUAUGUAUUCAACAUAAAAUUGACUGGUCUGUUUUAUUCAGUGAAUGUUGAAUUGUACGUUUGACGUCUGGUACAUUUGUACUCGUCCGGCACUGUGGUGUUUGAUGCACCACGCAAGUUCAGAGCAAAAAGAUUGAAACACUCUGCUUGCACAUUCAUCAUUUAUUUAUGCAUUUGCAUUAAUAUGUGAUUAACAUGUCCUUCCUCCGAGUCGGGCAGAACGAUUUCUUUCUUAACUCAUGCACUCACUCUCUUCCUCUAUCUGGCUCAUGUUAUACACGUUUGUAUACAGUAUGUUAUUUUUGUGGGACAAAAAUAGAGAUAGAUGGCUAAAUACAUAUUUUGCAGUCAACAUGUUCAGUAAUAGCACCGGCAGCCAAGAACAUAAUUAAAACUUUACUUGUUUUAGUAGAAAUUUGUUAUUAAUUGUUUCACUGUAUAGCAAUAGUAAUUAAACAAAUUUGAAUUGUCAUGUGUUUAAUAGUGUAGUUUUUAAUUUAACAUGAAUAUUUAUUUAAUAUUUGUUUUUUCAGCUUUGUGUUUUAUUAAUUUGUUACAAAACCACCAUGAAAACUACAGAAUAUCAAAUUAUACAACAUUACAGAGUAUAUACACUUACCUACCCCAAGUAAUAUAUACAAAUAUUUAUUUUUUUAUUUUGGGAGAAAGCCACUGCAGGUCAUCCGUUUUAUUUUAUUUAUUUACAU
This is a messenger RNA of Triplophysa rosa, 6283 nucleotides long. RefSeq names its product laminin, alpha 3 (gene lama3). The record is from RefSeq and is a predicted model, not a curated record. Gene Ontology annotation, molecular function: signaling receptor binding. The transcript has 38 exons. Gene Ontology annotation, biological process: regulation of cell migration; regulation of cell adhesion; regulation of embryonic development. The coding region runs from base 192 to 5309 and encodes 1705 amino acids. Lineage: Eukaryota; Metazoa; Chordata; Actinopteri; Cypriniformes; Nemacheilidae.